CGGUUUGGUCCGGUUUGGUCCGGUGUAGUAUUCGUAAACAACCAAAUUUAUUUUACUUAAAUGCAUUUUGAUCAUUUGAAUAUUUUUUCGUCAGUUCACAAUGGCGAAAGCAGAGCAGUUAUUUUCAUUUGGUAUUAUUGCAGAUGUUCAGUAUGCAGAUGUGGAUAAUCGAUACAACUAUACCAAAACGAAUCUUAGGUAUUAUCGAAAUGCAAUAAACCAUCUCAAGGAUGCUAUUAGUACAUGGAACGACUCUAAAGUUGAAUUUGUUGUUCAACUUGGAGAUUUGUUGGAUGGUUUUAGUAAUUUUUAUAAAAAAAGCCAAAUAGAUUUUGAAAAUAUUAACAACACAUUAAUUAAGUUUGACUCUUGUGGAUUGCCUGUAUCUAAGCAAGAAGGUACUUACGUAAGUGAGAAGGAUCCAUCAAAAGUUGUUCCAUAUAUUUGUCAUGUUUGGGGAAAUCACGACUUUUACAAUUUUUCAAGAGAAAUGCUUUGGAAAAGUUCUUUAAACAGUUUUAUAAAAUCAUGUAACUUAUAUUCAGAACAUAAUGCUAGUUUUCACAAUUAUGAUUAUUAUUAUUCAUUUACAUUUAAAACAUUUCGUAUUAUUGCGUUAGAUACCUAUGAUAUAUCCACUUGUGGUAGAGCUUCUCAUACAGAUGAAUGGAAAUUAGCUACUAGUUUUUUAAAAGAAUAUAAUAAAAAUGAUGAAAAAGCAGAGCCUUAUCCUUGUUCUCCACAAUAUGUUUCAUGGAAUGGAGCUAUAAGUGAGAAACAACUUCUAUGGCUCCAUGAUGAGCUCAUCGAUGCUUCAAAUAAUAAACAAAAAGUAAUUUUAUUAAGUCAUAUUCCUUUGCACCCAAAAGCAUCAACAGAAAAUACAGUUUGUUGGAACUUUAAUGAGAUUUUAUCAACCAUUUAUUCGUACAAGUGUGUUGUAGCAUGCUUUGCUGGUCACUUUCAUGAUGGAGAGUUUUACCAUGAUCAACAAUCGAGCAUAUAUUUUGUAACAUUACCAGGAGUAGUUGAAAGAGAAGUUAAUAAAAAUGCUUUUGCAAUUGUAAAUGUUUUUGAAAAUUACAUAGAAAUCAAUGGUUUUGGUGAAUUAUCUAGUCAAAAAUUACUUUUUUCAUAAAUAUUUUAUUUAAUUUCUUACAAGAGCAAAGUUAAUUUUUAAGUAUUAAAA
Molecule: messenger RNA, 1189 nt
Organism: Hydra vulgaris (swiftwater hydra)
Lineage: Eukaryota; Metazoa; Cnidaria; Hydrozoa; Anthoathecata; Hydridae
Product: manganese-dependent ADP-ribose/CDP-alcohol diphosphatase
Molecular function (GO): CDP-glycerol diphosphatase activity; ADP-ribose diphosphatase activity; 2',3'-cyclic-nucleotide 2'-phosphodiesterase activity
Source: RefSeq, a predicted model, not a curated record